AUGGCGAUGCCUUCUGUGAUGAAGGAUGAGCAGGGCCGCCCGUUCAUCGUUGUCCGAGACCAGGGAAAGAAGAAGCGGAUGCAUGGUAAUGAUGCGGUGAAGGCUCACAUCGUUGCGGCUAAGACUGUCGCCAACAUCGUCAAGACCUCCCUCGGUCCUCGCGGUCUCGACAAGAUUUUGAUCUCUCCCGACGGUGAUAUUACUGUGACCAAUGACGGCGCGACUAUCCUCGGUCAGAUGGAAAUCACAAACAAUGUCGCCAAACUUCUGGUCGAGCUGUCCAAGUCACAGGAUGAGGAAAUUGGUGAUGGAACAACUGGUGUUGUCGUCCUGGCGGCGGCCAUGCUGGAGCAAGCGUCGGAGCUCAUCGAUAAGGGCAUUCACCCCAUCCGGAUUGCCGAUGGCUACGACCAAGCCUGCGAAAUCGCCGUUGCAGAACUCGACAAGAUCAGUGACGAGAUCCCCUUCAGCAAGGACGACACUUCGAAUCUGUUGAAGGUUGCCAAGACUAGCUUGGGUAGCAAGAUUGUUUCCAAGUCCCACGAUCAGUUCGCGAAGAUCGCCGUCGAUGCUGUCCUCUCGGUCGCCGAUCUCGAGCGCAAGGAUGUGGAUUUCGAAUUGAUCAAGGUCGAUGGAAAGGUUGGAGGUGCCCUUGAGGACUCUCUUCUGGUUAAGGGUGUUAUUGUCGACAAGGACUUCUCUCACCCUCAGAUGCCGGAUGAGGUCACCGAUGCCAAACUGGCCAUCCUGACCUGUCCGUUCGAACCUCCCAAGCCCAAGACGAAGCACAAGCUCGACAUCACGUCAGUCGACGAAUUCAAGAAACUGCAAGACUAUGAGAAGGAAAAGUUCACUGAGAUGAUUCAACACUUGAAAGACUCGGGCGCCAACUUGGUCAUUUGCCAAUGGGGUUUCGAUGACGAGGCCAACCAUCUCCUUCUCCAGAACCAGCUCCCUGCUGUCCGGUGGGUUGGUGGCCCUGAGAUCGAACUGAUUGCUAUCGCUACGAAUGGUCGGAUCGUCCCUCGCUUCGAGGAUCUGAGCUCAGACAAGCUGGGAACGGCCGGCCGUGUGCGCGAGAUGACCUUCGGUACUACCCGCGAGAAGAUGCUGGUCAUUGAAGAGUGUGCCAACAGCCGCGCUGUGACGAUAUUCGUGCGAGGAAGCAACAAGAUGAUCAUUGACGAAGCCAAGCGCUCUCUGCACGACGCGCUUUGUGUUGUUCGCAACCUUGUGCGCGACAACCGCGUUGUGUAUGGUGGUGGUGCUGCUGAAAUUGCCUGCUCUCUUGCUGUUGAAGAUGCGGCCGUCAAGAGUCCCGGUAUCGAACAAUACGCCAUGCGUGCCUUUGCCGAUGCCCUGGAUGCCGUGCCGUUGGCACUGGCUGAGAACUCUGGAUUGAGUCCCAUCGAGACGCUUGCAGCCAUCAAGUCGCGCCAGGUCAAGGAGAACAACUCUCGUCUGGGAGUCGACUGCAUGCUGACCGGCAACAAUGACAUGAAAGCGCACUUUGCCAUUGAUCCUCUGAUUGGAAAGCGGCAGCAACUCCUCCUGGCCACCCAGCUUUGCCGCAUGAUCAACAACGUCAUCAUCUCCGGUGACGAGGACCAGGAGUUCUAA
Aspergillus terreus NIH2624 is the source of this 1620-nucleotide messenger RNA. RefSeq names its product chaperonin-containing T-complex subunit CCT5. Gene Ontology annotation, cellular component: chaperonin-containing T-complex. Gene Ontology annotation, biological process: protein folding. The transcript is spliced from 10 exons. The coding region runs from base 1 to 1620 and encodes 539 amino acids. Lineage: Eukaryota; Fungi; Ascomycota; Eurotiomycetes; Eurotiales; Aspergillaceae. The record is from RefSeq and is a predicted model, not a curated record. Gene Ontology annotation, molecular function: ATP hydrolysis activity; ATP-dependent protein folding chaperone; ATP binding.